ACAAUUUUUUUAGCACUUUGCCAUGACCCAUGAUCCCCUCCCCUAGCAUUAAUUUGUUUGCAGAAAGAUGAGAUGUGCGCGCUGUACUAGUUGGGUACACAUGGAAGCGCGCGCCACUGUGACUGUGAGUCUCAGGACGGACGAUGAUCACUCUCCAUUAAUUCAAUAGGGACCAUGGUUUGCUUUGUCUUGUCUCUAACGAAUGCAUCCACGGAAGGACGGACCAACCACUUGCAUUCGACAGCAUGCGCAUGCGAUCUCGUCGGGUACUGAAGUAGCGUCCACGCCUCCUGCCCCCGCAAUCACUUCCACCUCCCUGCUCUGCUUUGCUGUUUGCAUCGCAUCGCGUCGCCUUUGCUGAAUCCCAGCGACGGACGGGCCGCCACGGGCACUGUACGGUGCCGACGAGCAUUGCUUGCUGCUGCCUCGGCCGGCAUGGCGAUGGCGGCGCCGGUGGAGGUCGGCACGCAGGGCACGGUGGGCUCGCUGGUGCUCCGGGAGGUCGAGCACUUCCGGAGGAUGGAGGUCGCCGGCGGCCACGGCAAGAAGAGCAGCAAGGUCGUUGCAGCCGGCGGCGCCAGCCCCCGGAGCAACGGCGGCAAGAAGCCCAGGCCGAAGAAGGGCGCCGCAGUAGUAGGCAAUGCGUCGUCCUUCUUGCCGAGGAUGUGCUCGUCGGCGGAGGUCGCGGAGGAUCCCGCCGGCAGCGGCCGGAGGGAGCGGCCGUCCAGGGUCCGGUACCGGCCUCUCGGCGACGACGGGGACGGGGACGCCCUGCCUCAGCAGGACUAGCUGGUCACACUCACAGGGCAGGGCCGGGCAUGCAGGAGGAUCGAUAUUAUGCAGUGUCAGAUCAGAUUCAGAUCCGGAGAGAUCUGUGCCAAUAGGGUACUGGAUGGAUGAUGUCUUGCCAUUUUUUUCAUCCGUUUCUUUUGCUUCCGCUUGUUCAGUGAUGUUUAGGAGUGGUAGAUGUAUGACGACUGUGGUUUGACUCGUAUCCAAUAAUAAUAAUAAUAUCUAUUUUGCUAGCAACAUUGAACAUUGACA
Messenger RNA from Zea mays, 1044 nucleotides. RefSeq lists its product as uncharacterized. NCBI's taxonomy places the organism in Eukaryota, Viridiplantae, Streptophyta, Magnoliopsida, Poales, Poaceae. The record is from RefSeq and is a predicted model, not a curated record. The transcript has a single exon. The coding region runs from base 436 to 789 and encodes 117 amino acids.